Messenger RNA from Thermothielavioides terrestris NRRL 8126, 2812 nucleotides. RefSeq lists its product as uncharacterized. The record is from RefSeq and is a predicted model, not a curated record. NCBI's taxonomy places the organism in Eukaryota, Fungi, Ascomycota, Sordariomycetes, Sordariales, Chaetomiaceae. The transcript is spliced from 3 exons. Bases 1 to 2430 code for a protein of 809 amino acids. Gene Ontology annotation, biological process: intracellular transport.
AUGGAUCCGCCAUCGAAGAAGCGAGGCUUCUUGGGCUUCACUGGGCUGUUCCGCAGCUCUCCCGCGCCCGCAGCUGAUUCAGAUGCCAACUCCGACGCACCUUCCAAGGCUCCUGCGCCUGCGCCCUCGCAGCGCGAGUUCGGCAGCGCGUCCGCGCCCCACAGCCCCAUGAAGCGCGCUUCCGAGUCGCAGCUCGCCUCCCGCAAGAUCAUCGGCCGGCCUCAGGGCCCAUCGAGCAAGCUGUCACAGAGUAUCUCUGCGUCGGACAUCGCACACCGACCUUCGGCCGCGGCGGUUGCGACGCCCAGGCGGAUGCCAGGCGACAAUCCAAACAAACCGCCGCCAUCUCUGUUCUCCGCAUCGGCAGCCGCGCAUGCGCCUGCGCACGUUCCCAAGUCGACGAGCUUUUCCGGCGUUACCUCGACGCCGCGCAACAUCUUUCGCUCCUCGGCUCUGUAUUCGCGACCCGCGCAUUCGACCUUCUCGCCUCGAGUGCCCGCGAAUACGCUGACGCAGAGUUUCCCACCGACCACGCCCGGUAAACCCCCUCGGGGGUCGACUGCCGACGUAAAUGGACGCAUUCUCGCUAAUACGUCUUCGAGCGAGCUAUUUACGAUGAGGAUCCCGUCUCCGCCUCGCCAUCUCACCGGCGAAAUGCUGGCCAAGGAGGUACCCGAUGACCCAAACCGGUCUGGCUCCAUCUAUGCGGACGAAUUCCUCGCGCACUACUGCCCGCCUGAUCUGGAUGAGCAUCAGAGGCGCCAGUUCUUCUGCAUCCUCGACCUGCGGCGGCUGAAAUACGCUGCCGACGAAGUAUUCACCAAGAAGGACUGGAAGAUCAACAUCUUAAACUUCGCCAAGGAGUACGAGAAGAGCCGCAGCUUGAUUAUGUUGCGGUACGGUCUGUACGAGUUCAAGACGGUCAGGCCGUCCGAGGCAGUCAAGAGAGAGUGGAAGCAAAAGCACGGCAUUCCGGACUCGGACGAGGAGUCCGACGUGGUUCCCAAGACCAACGGGACUGCGAAGAGAAAGGCCGAGGAAGAUCUGGCGCCGAGCAGCACGCUCAUGGCGUCGGUGUCCGGUGCCAACAAGCGUGCCCGUGCUCCGGAGACGUCAAGCAAGAACAAACGCAAGGCCGACGCCGAGCCGGACGAAAACCAUCCUGCCAAGCUUCAAAAGCCUGUGCUUGAGAAGGCUGCGCCUACGCCCCAAAAGCCACCCUCCGCUACGAAGUCCAUGUUCGAAAGCAUUGCGAACAAUGCUCAGUCGACCUCGUUCGCGAAGCCCGCUGGCAAGAGCCUGUUUGCCUCUAGCACAGCCGCCAAGCCCACCGUCUUCGACGCUGCACCGAAGCCUGCAGCUGCUACGAGCAAUAUCUUCAGCCAUCUCUCUGACGAAAGCAAGGGUAGUGGUAAUGAAGGCGCCGAUGAAGAGAGCGAGACCAGCUCCAACGCCGAGGAAGACCAAUCCGAGGCUCAGGAUGCCAGCCAGAGCGACGACCACGCAGCGAGCGGCGGAGUAUCGACCCCGCAGUUUGGGGAUGUCAAGAGAACAACAACGAAUGGAACCUCAAACUUAUCUUCGGACGGGGAGAGCACUCAGGGCCGCAGCAUUUUUGAGCGUAUCACGAGAGGUUCGGACGGCCAGCCGAUUAGAAAGCUGCCUCCCGGCGAUGGAACCCCGUUCGCUGCUCUGACUGCGAAAGAACGGUCUGCAAGUCCCUCGUCCUCGUUUGGCGCGACUCCGGGACCCAUAUUCAACUUCGGAGGCUCGUCUCAGACGAGCGGUGCCCCCGUGUUCUCACAGCAGCCCCCUGCAGCAACUUCCUUCUUCGGCAAUAGCCUGGCGCCCGGCGGGGGGACCUCAACAGGUACUAAUUCCCCUUUUACCUUCGGCGGAGCUUCGAGCUUGGCGACGACGCCAGCGGCGACUACGCCCGAGCCGUCUGCCAAAGCUGAAGAUGGUCAAGAAACAAACGCUGACGGGGAUGAGGCACCACAGGAGCAAAUCUCGCUAACCGACGGCGGCCCCGGGGAGGAGGACGAGUCCGCCGUCCAUGAAGUGCGGACCAAGGCGCUCAAGCUCGUCACGGAUGCCGGUUCGGACGAGGAAUCGGGCGCCAACGCAGACAAGGCCAAGAGCAAGAAUUCUUGGAAGGUGCAGGGCUUGGGACCCCUGCGCAUCCUCAAGAACAAGACCACCGGCGCGGUGCGCAUGCUGCUGCGGGCGGAACCCCGCGGCCACAUCGCGCUCAACAAGACCGUGCUGCCGGACUUCACAUACAAGGCGGACAACAAGUACGUCAAGGUGACGACGGCGUCGGACGACGGCAAGGGGCUGGAGACGUGGAUACUGCAGGUCAAGACGGCCGCGGCGGCGGAGGCUCUUGCCGCGGCGCUGGAGGAGCACAAGAAGGCGAACAAGAAGUAGUGGACCAUUGGGAAUGCCCGGGAUGGGCCAUGUUUAUUCGCUGCAAGGGACGAGGGCAUACUGGCUGCUUCACAACGGGUAUAUAAUGAGGUAAGGUAUUACUUGGCUUUUCAUCCUGCAUUAGAUGGCUCGUGCAGGUGGUUUUUUUAUUCUGGGAAAGCAUAGCAUGGCUUUUGCUGUUGUUUGGGUUAUUGUAAGGCGUCAUCGACGGGUUUGUUGUGUCGUCGGAAAAGGAGGGACCAGACACCGAGCCCAAGUUAGAAGUUCUCGACAUGGAGGACGGCUGUAUGUAUGAGCUUGUGGGCGAUUACUGGAACGCGAGAGGUGACGGGAGAAUGUCCUGGCAAUUGAAGAGUGGUGGCCUUCUCGGUUGGCACCGGAG